This is a messenger RNA of Aspergillus pseudotamarii, 3511 nucleotides long. Its product is annotated as cation-translocating P-type ATPase. The transcript has 8 exons. Lineage: Eukaryota; Fungi; Ascomycota; Eurotiomycetes; Eurotiales; Aspergillaceae. Gene Ontology annotation, cellular component: membrane. Gene Ontology annotation, biological process: intracellular potassium ion homeostasis; sodium ion export across plasma membrane; potassium ion import across plasma membrane. The record is from RefSeq and is a predicted model, not a curated record. The coding region runs from base 131 to 3406 and encodes 1091 amino acids. Gene Ontology annotation, molecular function: ATP binding; ATP hydrolysis activity; P-type sodium:potassium-exchanging transporter activity.
AUUUAAAGCAGGAUGUAGCUGGUGGCAGAGGAAGUCUUUCUCGCCAGCAUACCCUUCAACUGCUGUUACUUUCCCUUGCUUUCUGUAUCUCACUUCGAUCUAUACACGACCCGGGUGUUAGACUGCCUACAUGGAGGAGAAGGCGCCCGUUGCAGAGGCGACGCAUCUGCGCUGGCAGACUGUCGACGAGGAAUCUGGUGACACCGAAAGACCUCGGUUGAACAGACUGAAUCGUUCUGCCUCUUACAGCUCUCAACACUCUGGUCCCAAUCUGAAAGCGAGGACGACUGUUGACCCUUCUCUUUCUCUGCCAAUUCAUUAUCGGACCGUCUCCUUUGAAAUCGACGAGGCAGAAGCUCUUCACCGUACGAAAGCUGCGCAAGCAAAGAGCGAAAUAGCAACUGAUCUCUCCAACCUCGACUGGCACACAAUCUCCGUUGAAGAGCUACAGAAACGUUGGCAGGUUGAUGCAUCGCAAGGCUUGUCAUCUGAGCAAGUCCAAAGACGGCAGCGUCAAUAUGGCAAGAAUUCCCUCGCUCCACUCCCCCAUCGGUGGUUCUGGCAGAUAUUCGGGUAUUUUUUUAAAGGUUUCGGAGCAAUUCUUCUCGUCGGCUGUGUUCUCGUCUUCGUUUCGUGGAAGCCCCUUGGUCAACCACCGUCACAAGCAAACUUGGCUUUAGCUAUCGUCCUGCUCGCUGUAUUCUUCAUCCAGGCAGGAUUCAAUGCAUGGCAAGACUGGUCCUCAUCCAGGGUUAUGGCUUCUAUCACUGCCAUGUUGCCAGAAAGCUGCUUGGUUCAGAGAGACGGUUCCCCGGUCACGGUUGAUGGACCAGAUAUUGUCCCGGGGGAUGUUGUCUAUCUCAAAGCCGGAAACAAAUUACCAGCUGACGUGCGGCUUAUCGAAGUUUCGAACGAUGCAAGCUUUGAUCGGUCUAUUCUCACUGGCGAGUCGCUACCGGUUCAUGGGACGGUCGAUUCGACCGACGAUAACUACCUUGAGACACACUGCAUUGGUCUCCAGGGAACCCAUUGUGUUUCGGGAACUGCGAAGGGAGUCGUCGUUGCUACUGCUGAUUCGACAGUCUUUGGUGGUAUCGCUAAAUUAACGAACGAGCCUAAGACAGGUUUAACGACUUUGGAGAAAGAAGUCCUACGUUUUGUCCUACUGAUCGUGCUCAUCAUGUUGACCAUGAUCAUUGUCGUGGUCAUUGUCUGGGCAACUUGGCUCAGAGUUGAUCACCCUGACUGGAUCAAUGUUCCUACCCUGAUUGUUGACUGCGUCAGCGUCGCGAUCGCGUUUAUUCCAGAGGGCUUGCCAAUCGCGCUGACUGCUAGCUUAACUAUUACUGCAAAUCUCAUGCAGAAGAAUAAGAUCCUUUGCAAGUCAUUGAAAACAGUCGAAACCCUUGGUGCUGUGUCCGUUAUCUGCUCCGACAAAACAGGCACUUUGACAAGGAACAAAAUGUUCGUCACCAAUUGUGCCAUAUCCACCUCUACCUUCAGCCCGGAGUCGGCAAGAGACCGGAUGGUGGUGGAUGGGAAGAAAUCCGGCGUCCACCAACUCCGCGCUGUAGCCGCGCUGUGUAAUGCAGCCGAGUUCGAUGCUUCGUCCCUAACCCUUCCUCUGGCUGAGAGACGUAUAUAUGGAGAUGCCACCGACCAGGCCGUCCUCAGGUUCUCUGAGAGCUUAGGUCCCGUUUCGGAGUUACGUCAGACGUGGAAGAUUACCUAUGAACUGCCCUUCAAUAGUAAAAACAAAUUCAUGAUCCGCACGUUCAAUGUGGCACAACCUAACGGAUGUGGAGUAGCUCUCUCGGCGGGAGAAGCAGGGCAGUUCAGACAAAAUGACAGUCUACUGACAAUCAAGGGUGCUCCAGAUAUUUUAAUUGAACGAUGUACGCACACUAUUGGUUUGGACGGUAAUGUGGAGGCCCUUAAUGAGCAUGCGAGGCGGAAAAUUCUCGAGAUAAAAGACCGCUGGUCCAGCGAAGGUAGACGUGUCAUUCUUCUUGCUCGCAAGAUUCUUCCAGCAGCAGAAAUCCUUGUCCAUCCAUCGUCGCGUGAAUUUGAGUCAGAAAUGAUGAGCCAAGCAAAGACUGGCCUAGUUCUUGUUGGUCUAGCUGGCAUCGUCGAUCCUCCAAGGGAAGAGAUCCCCGACGUGAUUAAAACCCUGAGACGGGCUGGGAUCAGGAUAUUUAUGGUAACCGGCGAUUUUGGGCUUACUGCUUUGGCCAUCGCACGGCAAUGUGGCAUUGUCACAACAGAAGGCACAGUCGACACUGUAGCCUCCCUGCGGAGGUCUACUCAAAUCACUGAGAAGAUUCCCCCAUUGACACCUUCGCCCGCAAUCGUCGUGAGUGGACCUGAGCUUAUGGCCUUAGAUGAAUACCAGUGGGACCAGCUCUCUCAAUAUCAAGAAAUUGUUUUUGCACGAACUACACCAGAACAGAAGCUUCGCAUUGUCAGGGAAUUCCGUUCACGAGACGAGAUUGUCGGCAUGACUGGGGAUGGGGUCAAUGACGCUCCAUCUCUCAAGGCCGCCGACAUUGGAAUUGCUCUAGGUAGUGGCUCUGAUAUUGCCAUUGAAGCGUCCGAUAUGGUUCUUCUUGACAGUUUUUCAGCAGUUGUAGAGGCUGUGCAGUAUGGCCGGGUUGUUUUUGAUAACCUGAAAAAGACCAUUGUUUACUUGCUGCCUGCUGGUUCCUUUUCCGAGUUUUGGCCAGUAUUCACCAAUGUCAUGUUUGGUCUUCCUCAAGUCCUCUCGUCAUUCCUUAUGAUCAUUAUCUGCUGCUUUACCGACUGCGCCGCUGCCACCGUUCUAGCCUACGAAGCUCCAGAAGCUGACGUUCUCCUGCGUCCACCCCGCAAGCCAAAGCGCGAUCGUCUCGUGAACUGGAAGUUAGUAUUCCACGCUUAUGGUAUUCUCGGAAUGCUGGAAAGUGUUGCAUCCUUCGCCAUGGCAUAUUGGUACCUUGAACGCAGCGGAAUCCCUUUCUCAGCGUUAUGGUUCAAAUUCGGAGCCGUUCCGUCGAACGUAGACCCAGACUACUACCAGGCCCGCCUAAACGAGGCCAGUUCGAUCUACUUCAUCAACUUGGUCGUCAUGCAAUGGUUCAACCUCAUGGCCGUUCGAACCCGCCGUCUAUCCAUCUUCCAGCAUCCCCCGGCCUUCAAUAAGGAUACGCAGAAUCUCCUUCUCUUCCCCGCGAUUGCCUUCGCUCUCUGUAUGGCCAUCUUCUGGUUAUAUGUUCCUCCUUUCCAGGAGGUCUUGGAUACCAGCAGCGUUCCAGCAGAGCAUUAUUUCCUGCCUGCUGCUUUUGGGUUGGGUAUUCUUUGUCUAGAUGAGCUACGCAAAGCGGCGGUCCGGAGGUGGCCAAGAGGAAUUUUGGCUAAGUGUGCUUGGUAGCGAGUUGCAUAUGAUUUUCUUUUGCCGUUGUGGUAAUUGUACAAGUGUUGUUUUAUUUUAUUUUAUCUUAGUUUUUAAUCUUUUGACUUUUUUUUUUUUUUUUUC